AUGAAAUUAUCAGCUGCCGUAUCGGCUACACUUGCGACAGUAGUAGUUGCCUCGCAAUCUCCCUUCUCCUCAAAUGAGCAUAUAGAUUUCUUUUCAAAGCAUCUUGCCUCCCACCUAACUGACGAUGAGUUUCUUUUGUCUUCUUGGAGAAGUUUAUUAAACAAGUAUGAUUCUGAAAAGCUAGCUAAAGAAAUAGAUUCCUAUCAUGCGGGUUCUUUUCCCGGUACUACUAUGGAAAAACCUCUCCAGUCAGAUACCCAAAACCUAUUCUUUGAAUCACCUAAACAAGUUACUUUUGAGUCGGUGAAAAACACUAAAUUUACCGACCAUACUCUUAGAAUCAAACAAAAUAACCCUCAAUUGCUUCAAUUGGAUACAGUAGACCAAUACACUGGCUACUUGGACAUAGAAUCAGAAGAUAAACAUUUGUUUUUUUGGUUUUUUGAAUCCAGAAACGAUCCAGCUAAUGACCCUAUUGUCCUUUGGCUUAACGGUGGCCCAGGUUGUUCAUCCAGUACUGGAUUGUUUUUCGAAUUAGGCCCAUCUUCGAUCAACUCAGAUAUCCUCCCUGAGUAUAACCCGCAUUCAUGGAACUCAAAUGCCUCGGUCAUUUUCUUAGACCAACCUACCGGGGUGGGAUACUCCUACGAAGGUCCUCACUCCCUGGGAAAGGUGACAAGCACUGCUGCAGCAUCCAAGGAUGUUGUUGCAUUUUUGGAGCUCUUCUUUACGAAGUUUUCUAAAUUCCAAUCCAACAAAUUCCAUAUCGCUGGUGAACUGUAUGCUGGUCAUUAUAUCCCAAGAUUUACUAGAGAUAUUAUAAAGCAUGAAGGACCUUUGCUGUAUAAUGUGUCUUCGGUACUCAUUGGGAAUGGUAUUUUUGACCCAAUUGUUCAAAUUCCAACUUUCAGGUCAAUGCUUUGUGGAGAGGGUGGAUUUGAUCAACUCAUCUCGGAUGAAAGUUGUCAAGAAAUGGAUGAUGAUUUUAAAAAGUGUUUACCCUUAGCUAAGGCAUGUUAUCAUAUACAAAAUCCAUUUGCCUGUGUACCAGCAAAGCUUUAUUGCGAUAGAAUUAGAGCUAAGGUGUGGGAAACGGACCGUAACCCCUACGACAUGAGAAAACAAUGCGUAAGCAGGGACGAAGAGUGCUAUGAAGAAUUGCAUUACAUGAAUGAGUUUUUGGAUUCAGAAUUUGUUAAGAACGCAGUUGGUGCAGAUCCCGCUGUUGGACAAUACCAAAGUUGCAGUGAAGAUAUUUACAAUGGAUUUUCUUUCACAGGGGAUUAUAUGUUACCUCAUCAACAGUAUGUUGCUGAGUUAUUAGAGUCAGGGAUUCCAGUCUUGAUCUAUGCUGGAGAUAAAGAUUUCAAUUGCAACUGGCUAGGAAACUCCCACUGGACUGAUCAAUUGGAUUAUUCUGGGCAUGAGUCAUUUCUUGCAGCUCCUAUGACAGAUUUUAUAUCAAAAGACAAUGAAGUUCAUGGAAAAAUGAAGAAUUUUGAAAUAUUUACAUUCUUGAAAGUUUAUGAAUCAGGGCAUAUGGUACCAUUUGAUCAGCCGUUAGCUUCCUUAGAUGUAUUCAAUACAUGGUUGUCUGGUGAUUAUAAAUUGCGGGGCAAAUAA
Messenger RNA from Dujonia railenensis, 1623 nucleotides. NCBI's taxonomy places the organism in Eukaryota, Fungi, Ascomycota, Pichiomycetes, Serinales, Debaryomycetaceae. The record is from the annotation of a GenBank genome assembly.